GAGGAAAAUUUUUCUUUUCUGUUUACAUUUUUUACUUUUGUUUUACUUUUUGGUACAAUUUCAUUUUUAAUUAGUUAAUUGUUAUCAAACAACGGCCAUUGCAAUUAACUGAUCUGCUAAAUUGUCAACUAUUCUUGUCCCAAUUGUUUUUUUUAAUGUGCUUCCAAAUGUUUUCUUUUUCUGGUUGAAAGUUUUUCUUGUCUCUCUCAAUCUUUUGGAGAUCUUAAUCUUUACUCUUUUUUCUGUUUUGAUUUUGGUUUUUUAAUUAUUUCGAUUGUUUUAAACACUUUUUAAUUAUGUCUUCGAAAAGAUUAUCGUUUAAUGAGGUUCUUGGUAGUCUGGAUUGUGUCGCUUAUGAACCAGAAACCGAUUGUAAAUCAGCCUUUUCUGUUGACAGAGCUUUUCAUGCCUUCCGACAUCAACGUGAUCUUUUUUAUCAACUUUAUGACAAUUGGAAAAACUUUCAAUCGCAAACUUCAUUCUCAUCUACUCAUACCUCAAGUGAUAUGAAAAAUCAAUUGGAAACUUCGGUUGGUCGGCUUGUAUCUCUUUCUCAUGAUGCCUCCAACAUGUAUCAUUUGGCUAAAUUAUUUGUCUCUCAACUUAUCCGAACCUGUAUCAUGGGAGGAACCAGGAAUUUUCUUACAAAUGAUCAAUCAGAUCAAUUUCUUUCAUCGAUUCAAAACGAUAAACUGAAAAAACUAAGGAAACGUUUAGAUCAUGCUGAAGUAGAACCUCCAUCUACCUUUAAUGAUGAAGAAUCUUUUUUCUAUCAGUUUAUUGUCACCAUAAAGAAUCAAUCAUUUUACUCUUAUCUUAAGUUGAUGUUGGUUCAGAAAAUUGAAGAAACCGAUAGAUGUUCACCCGUUUCCGGAGAGACCGAUGAAGAUCUGAUUGCCGACGAGAAGAAUAAUAUCAAACAUCAAUUUACGACACUUUCGCUGACCCUUCAAGUUUUGGCCAAAUUUUUGGGUCUCGUUGUUUUCCUACCUUAUCAAGUUUCCAAUUCGUGUUCCCUUCAAUUCAUUGAGACUCAAGUUUCACUUCGGAAAGAUGAUGUUUCCUGUAUCAAUUUUAUCGAUCUAAUCAGAAAAUCGGUCGAGUUGAGGAAAAUAUCCCUAACCAUACCCUGGAUUCUUCAAUUUCUCCGACAAAUGGAUACAGUUUCGCCUCGACUAAAGUGUUAUCAGGAUACAAUUAAGGCAAUUUGUAAAGUGAAAGAAAAUCUAUCAUCAAAUAGAUUCAAAUGUGAUACCAAUACGAAGGCUUAUCUUAUCAACAUAAUCAAUUCUUUCAAUGAAGAUUACCAGAAUUACAAAUAUUUGGAAACUGGUUCAGGGAUUGAGUUUUCUCGUGACGUUUCAACAAUCAACUUUGAUGAAUAUCAUGGAUUAAUUGACGAGGAUUAUACUUGUAAUCCAACUGUUAAUCUAUCGACAAUCAUAACAAGCCCUUCGAAACCUUUGAUUGUCACAGCACCAUCAUCUUCAUCGCCUCAGAAAGAAAAAAAUCGAUUAACUCCAAGAAAGAUUCGUCCAGUUACUCUGACAAACAAUAAACUAAAUUCAACCGUUGGAAUUAAUUCACCUCGACAGUUACAAUUUCAAGAAUUAAUCGCUGAAAAUGGUAAAGAAAUAGUUCGAGAAUUAGAAAAUGAUUUUCUAAGUCUUCAUCCAAUGUCUCUGGUUAAAGUGAUCGAACUGGUUUCUGAACGAAUCUAUUCGAGGUGUAUUAAGGAAUUGAAACAUUCAAUAAUCUAUCAAGCUAAAGAGACAAUCACUGAUCCUAAAUUAUGCGAAAAUGGAAAACCUUGUUUUCAUCGAGUUCUAACUGUCAACUCGAUACGAGCUUUUUGUUCAGAAUUUGCCCACGAAUUUUGCUCACUCGAAGUGCCAAAAAUUAUUCCUCUUCUUCUUUCGGUUCACGAUUACACGAAAGACACAAUGACCUUUGCCGCGAGAUUAACUGUCCACAAAACAUGCGAGAAAUGCUGCCAAUGGAUCAUCAGCAAUAUUAACCCCCAAUGGUUGACCAGUUUCUUCAAGAACUCGACAAUUUCCGAUGAAAAGUUGGAGAGAAAAUUGGACAUUUCUGGUCCAUUUAAUUCAGUUCGUGAUUUGAUUCGAAAGUUAUUAAUCCAAAGCGGCAAAUCUUUUCCCGAUCUUGUAUCUAAAAUUAGUUCCUUAAUCACUGAGCUAACCAAUGUACGAAAAUCUAAUCUACCAGAAAGACACAAGAAAAUAUUGGAUACUGCAAUUCACGAUUUAACAAUCAGUGUAAUUGUUAACUCUCCCAAUCAUCUUACCAGAGAGACGGUUAAUCAUUUGCUAAAUUAUUGGAAAACUUUCACCAUUAAUUUGACCAAUUUUGUUUCUCCUCGAAAUGUUAAUCUGUUAAAUCAUUGUCCCAAUAUUAACGUUAGUUGGGAUAAGUAUAUUUACUUAUUAACUGAGAUAAUUAAUUGUGAUAUUUAUUCAAUCAACGCUUUUCAAAUUGAUUGUUUAUCGACACUUAAGCAAAUUGAUCACGAGAGAAUCACUUUUUUCACCUCUUCUCUCAAAACGAUCAUCUCGGACAUUACGAAAAAAUCACCGAAAAAAAUUAAUUUAAAUGACUUGUCCAACUAUUUGGAUGAAUUGAAUGACAUUGAUUUUCCAGCGCUUGGUUGAAACAAUUAAACUGUGAUCGUAAUUAACAUUUAAAUUGUCCGAAAUUAACUUUUACCCAAUUCCAAUCCAUUUAUUAAUAUUAUUGUAAAUAUUAUUGUAAAACCUUGACCAUACAUUUUAAUUUAUACAAUGUACAUUUAAUUGUAAACUUGUGAACCGAAUUAAGUAAAAUGCAACUCAUUUUACAAAUUGAAUCAUCUUAAUUUGCUCAGCUGAUUAAAGAAGCUAAAUUGGCUUAAGCUAAUUAGCUAAUCAAGGUUAGAGAAAGUUUUUAAAAUAAACUAAAUAAACACUUGAUAGAUUAAAAAAUUGAUCAGUAAAUGACAAUAUGAGAAUUUUAAUUGUUUUAAAUUAUAUUGGAACAAUUGAGAAAAAAAGAUUCCACUCAAUUUAUCAGAUUAUCUGUCGAUGAUUAACUUAAUUGGUCAAAAUGAUUUAUCAUCAGUUACCAAGGCUACUGACCUGAUGUUACAUUUAAUUGUUGCUACUGCAUUUCGGACGUUAGUUAAUCGUCAUUACCAAGACUCGUUUUCACUCCUAUUUCAUUUCCCUGCGUAUAUUUAAUUGUUGAUUGUUGGAAACCAGGAAAGUUAAUUCACUUUUUGUUCAAAAGACACGUAAUCUUUUCGGAUAUUUGAUUAGCCACUUUUUUCUUCAGUUGAAAUCGUUUGUUCGUAUUGCGUUUUCGUUU
Messenger RNA from Panonychus citri (citrus red mite), 3360 nucleotides. Its product is annotated as codanin-1-like. The coding region runs from base 297 to 2669 and encodes 790 amino acids. The transcript has a single exon. Gene Ontology annotation, biological process: chromatin organization. Gene Ontology annotation, cellular component: nucleus. The record is from RefSeq and is a predicted model, not a curated record. Lineage: Eukaryota; Metazoa; Arthropoda; Arachnida; Trombidiformes; Tetranychidae.